Messenger RNA from Rotaria sp. Silwood2, 1707 nucleotides. The record is from the annotation of a GenBank genome assembly. NCBI's taxonomy places the organism in Eukaryota, Metazoa, Rotifera, Eurotatoria, Philodinida, Philodinidae.
AUGCUGAACGAAGAUAAUCCCGAUGUGAUUCUUGUAACAUCAUCUCAACUUAAUUUAACAUCUUCGAUUAAUUCUUCGGAUAAAAACAAAUCCAAUUCUGAUGUAAAUCGAUGUAAAACAAUAACUAAUUUGUUAAAAAAUAACAGUAAUGAAUAUACGAUUGUUAGAAAUAAGAAAAAUAUUUCUAGUGGUAUUUGGCUUAAAUUUGGUUUACCAGCACAAAAAAAUGAUAAAAAUUCAAAUCAAUAUGAUGUUAUACCAAAUUAUUCAUCUUGUUUCAAAUGUUUUCAUACAUAUCGAUUUACAAAUUCAAGUACAAGUAGUAUGAGAGACCAUAAAUGCCCACAAGAAAUUUCAAAAGGUCAACAACAAUUAACAUUACAACAUGCAUCACCAAUAUCAUCAUCUUCAUCUUCUUCACGUCCAGUAAUUUUAUCAAAAAUUAUAAAACAAAAAAAAGAAAAUAUAAAAAAAUUAUUUGUUCAAUGGGUGGUGACCGGCAUGAGACCGUUUCAAAUUAUAUCUGAUUCAGGUUUAGAAGCUAUAAUGCAAGAAUGUUUAAAUAUUGGUCGCGAAUUACAUAUGGAGAAUGUUCAAGUACAAGAAAUAUUAUGUAGUGAUCGAACAGUUCGAAAUGAAUUAGUAAAACAAGCUGAACUUGAACGAAAAGAAUUACAACAAUUAAUCUUUAGCUGUGCACAAUCGGGUCGUCUUUCGAUCAGUCCAGAUAUCUGGACGGAUAAUUAUAGAAAGAUAGCUUAUUUAGGUGCAACUGCUCAUAUGGUUGAUGAAAAUUUUGUUUAUUAUUCAUUUGAUUUAUUUUGUACAGAAUUUAAAGAUAAAAAAACCGGUGAAAAUAUUGUAAAGUUGAUACAAGAACAACUUUCUCUUUAUAAGGUAGAUGAAUAUAUGGAUUUAAUAACAUUUGUUACAGAUAGAGGUUCCAACUUCAUCAAGGGUCUCAAGCAGCACCGAUUGAUGUUUUGUGUUGCUCAUCGUUUGAACGGAAUCUUAAAGAAAACAUUUUUUCAAUUUUCAACAACAAGCAAACAAACACCAACAAAAUCAAAAUCAAUUGUUUCAAAUGAAAUAACACCGUUGAAAACAUCAACUGUUGUACGACAACUUUCUCCAGAAAUAAUGUUGAACGACGAUCAAAUUGAUGAGGAAGAAAAAAUAGCUUUAGAAGAAUGGAACGAUGAAGAUGGUGAUGAUGAUGUUGAAACAGUUGAUUAUUCAAUGUUGGAUUUGUCGAGUAUUCCCUGGAAUGCUCAGGAAAUUAUUGAAACGAUUCGACAAUGUAAAAUUCUCGUUCAUUAUGUAAAAAAAACUAAUUUAAAUCGACAAAUACAAUUGUUAAAUAAAGCACUUGAUGAUGAUGAACAACAACAACAUUCACCCUUUACAACAAUUCAUCAAUGUUCACAAAUUCGUUGGUUAUCUAUUUGUGAUUUACUUGAAAGCAUCAAGCGAUCAUAUGAACCACUACGAGCAUUAUUACAUGAAUACAAACAAUCACAUCGUAUUGAAAAAAUUAAUAUGGUGAUAGUCAAUCAAUUAAUUGAUUUUUUUCAACCAUGGCGAAAUGUUUUAAAAGAAUUACAGAGAGGAAAUGCACCAUCCCUGUAUGUAGUAUUUCCGUGUAUAAAUUAUUUACAAGAAGAUUUACGUAAACGUGAACGAAAAGAAAAAAGUGGUAAGGUAUAA